GGAGAGCUGAGGAGGGGGAGCUGAGAGGGCUGGGGGAGGGGGACUGAGGGGGGAACCAGAGGGGAGCUGCCGCCACCGGGCACUCUUGGGAAUCCGCCUUGGCCGAACCUGGUGGGCGCCCAGAAUGUGCCGGCAGCGGGAGGAUCUCUCUGGCGGCCGUGCCCCGGUCAGGGACCGCAUUGUGCUGUUUUGCUACAGGGGGAAAAAUGGCCUCUCGGCGGAUCACACGGGAGACGUUUGAUGCCGUGGUGCAGGACAAAGUUAAGAGGUAUCGCAUGGACCGGACUGAUGCUAUGGAAGACCCAAUCCAUCAUUUUAAAGCUCAUUCAAGGCCUGUCCCAAGACCAAGAUACGAAGACAAUUUCCAUGAUGAUGGAAGAUACGACAAUGCCCAGCACCAUCCACACGAUGACUGGAGCGAAGACCCUAGAGAUGACUAUCCGGGACCUUCUUACAGAGCUGCGAGCCCUCUCAUUAGGAAAGAUAACUAUUACCAUGAACAGUACGGCCGCCCAGUGACUCGUGACCGGGAGUUUGGCCACCCAGCAUCUCGAGAUCGGGAAUUUGGCCGCCCAGCUACGCAUGACCGGGAGUACGGGCGCCCAGCUACGCAUGACCGGGAGUACGGGCGCCCAGCAUCUCGCGAUCGGGAGUACGGGCACCCGGCCUCUCACGAUCAGGAAUACGGGCACCCCGCGGCUCACGACCGGGAGUAUGGGAGCCUGGCUUCUCACGACCAGGACUACGGGCAUCCCGACUCUUGGGAAUCCACGGGACCGCAUGAAACUGACUUUAGUUCUGCAGAUAUUUUAGGUGAUUUUAGAUCGCCGGGGCUCAUGGAAGAUGAAUAUGGCAACAUGGAAAGCCAGGAGUAUGAGGUGGAGUUUGGAAUUCAGUCUGACAGCGAGUUCCGACCCCCGGUGCGGAGGGGCAACAUUGGCAGGGGAAGAGUUCUGCGAGGAAAGCGCAUUGUGAGGGGCGCUGCUAAAACUAAAAUAUUCAAAGGAGAUAUCAAAGCUCCCCUAAAGAAAUGGAACGCUAAAAAACUGCAGCCAGGCCCUGAUCAGAAGCCUGUUGUGCAACCUGAUCAACUGCCAGAAGCUGCUGAACGGCCUAACCUGAGGCCGGUGCCUAUCCAGCGCCCUAAUCAAAAGCUGCCUCUGCGACCUAAUCAGAGGCCAGCUAUAACAACCCAGAGACCUAUCCUCAGGCUUCCGAAGCCUGCGCACGUUUUUAGAAAUCUCAAUUUUGACCUUGUGGACAAGUCAGACAUUUUCUCAACGUUUGGAAUACAAAUCAUAAAGUGGGCUGGAUUUCACGCAAUAAAAAACGAUGCGGAAUUUUCCCGGCUCUUUGGAGCUCUCUUUGAGCUGGAGACGGAAACCUGUGCGAAAAUGCUUGCUUCGUUCAAAUGCUCCUUAAAGCCAGAACACAGAGAUUACUGUUUCUUUACUAUCAAGAGUUUACAACAUGCUGCUUUGAAAACUCCCAAGGUGGACAAUGAAUUUUUAAAUAUGCUGUUGGACAAGGGUGCUGUGAAAACAAAGAACUGCUUCUUUGAAAUAAUAAAGCCUUUUGAUAAAUACAUAAUGAGGCUACAAGACCGCCUGCUAAAAGGUGUUACACCUCUGCUCAUGGCCUGCAAUGCUUACGAGUUAAGCAUUAAGACCAGUGGUUUUGGUAACCCCAGAGAAAUGGCAAGUGCUUUUGAAACCACUGUUUCUCUUUGUCGUAAGUCUUUGGCACUUCUGGGUCAGACCUUUGCCUUAGCAUCUGUUUUCAGGCAAGAGAAAAUACUUGAAGCUGUAGGGCUCCAGGAAAUGGCUCCAGCACCAACACUGUUCCCCAAUUUUGAUGAUUCCACGUUGUUUGGAAGAGAGUACAUUGAAAACUUGAAGGCUUGGUUAGAGAAAAGUGGAUAUCCAAUUCAGAUGAAAAAAGCUGAAGCAGAAUCCCCAGUACCGCUUCAAAAACCCUCUCCUGACACUAAAGUUACAAUCCCCCAGCGAGCUGAUCGGAAAAUUGUAGAGACAAUUGAACAGCUAGUGAAUAGCAUUGUUUCGGGAACCUUGUCUGCCAAAGAGAGAAAUGCUCAAAAGAACAGUCCUGAAUACUGGUUCUUGUCUGAUGAAGAUAGUCUAGAAUACAAGUAUUAUAGGCUCAAGCUAUCAGAGGUGCAAAGACGGACAUCAUCGGGAAAAGAGGCAGGUGGUGAGGGCAGAACGCUAGAGGAAGCUGCAACAGAAUCGGUCAGAGCUAUGUUGUAUGCCAGGAAAGUCGCAAGUAUUAAGAGAAGGCUAUUUAAAAGGAAAAGGCUGGGAAUUAUUGCACAACAUGGAAUUCGAGGAAGGAAGGUGAGGAGAGCAACCAUAGGGACACAGACUGUGCUUUCAGCUGGCACAAUGCUGAAACACCAAGACAAGCAUCUUCAAAGUUCAGUCGAAUCAAAGUCUAUGUCAGAAACCAACACGUCUGAGAAGAAUUCUUCCCUUGAUGCAACCUCAUCUUUACAAUGUGCCACCAGUUCAGAGGCCCCUCUGCCAGCAGAAGAAAAGGCGGAUUCUGAAGAUUUAUUGGCACCAUCUGAACUUUUCCUACCGUUGCCCUCUCAGUUUCCUGAUGUGGAUGCUAAAACGAUGGAAACUGCUGAGAAGCUUGCCAAGUUUGUUGCUCAGGUAGGACCAGAAAUUGAGCAGUUCAGCAUAGACAACAGUGCAGAUAACCCAGAUCUGUGGUUUCUACAGGAUCGAAGCAGUUCUGCUUUCAAGUUCUACCGAAUGAAAGUCUAUGAGUUAUGUCCAUCUAUUAACUUCAGUGCUGUGCCAGAAGCAACCGAUGCUGGGGAAAAUGCUAAACCUGAAGAGAGAAAUUUGGAUAUUUCAGAAGAGGAGGAGGAAGAUGAAGAAGAAGAGGAGGAAGACAAUGAGGAGGAAGCUGAGUUUGAGGAGGAUAUUUCUCGACCUUUGGAAGAAAUGGAGCAAGCAGAGGAGGGAGAAGAGGAUGAUAUCUCAGCAGGUAGAAGUGCGGAAAACCUUGCUGAAGAGUUGAUUUCCAAGACAGGAGAAGAAAUUUCGACAGGUGAAAAGCAGCUAGCUACAUCAUCUGAUGGUGCUAUACCAAAUCUGUCAACACAGGCAUCAACUCCUGCUCCUGGUACCCUAUUUCCACGCAAACGAAUUAGCAGCAAAUCUCUGAAAGUUGGUAUGAUUCCUGCAUCUAAAAGGAUAUGCCUCAUAGAAGAACCAAAAGUGCAUGAACCUGUCAGAAUUGCUUAUGAUAGGCCUCGUGGUUGCCCAGUUACAAAGAAGAAGAAGAAACCAAAAGAUUUAGAAUUCUCACACAAGAAACUAACAAACAGGAAUGUAGGUUUCCAGAUGCUUCAGAAGAUGGGCUGGCAAGAAGGACAUGGCCUGGGUACACGAGGAAAAGGAAUCAGAGAGCCUGUAAAAGUGGGUGCUACCUCUGCAGGGGAGGGCUUGGGUGUUGCAGGGGAAGAAAAUAAAGAAGAUGCAUUUGAUGUUUUCCGUCAAAGAAUGAUACAAAUGUACAGGCAGAAAAGAGCAAGUAAAUAGUCUUCCUUUACCAAGAAAAUAUGGUUGUUUCCAUGAGUAUAUCUGGCUUCUUAACGUUUCAAGAAAAUCCAGCCCUGCCUUGAACUGCUGAAUUACCCCAAAUCUUACUUUCUAGGUAUGACAUAAAGAGACUGGCUCACUAGAAAGUGCAUGGAUAUGCAAAGGCUGCUGUGUGAAAGAUCUUCAGCAGAGUAUGCCAGUAUGAAGAACUCUUUGUUCUAUAGUAGUGGACUUGAACACUAAUGUAUUAAAACAUUUUCCAAGAUUAAAGUUAGUCUUGUAUUUAAUUGUGCAAGCUAACAACUUGGAUGUCAUCUUCUGAGGAAGAAACAACUGAUUUUGUUCUUGGAAGUGCCUGUUUACCUAUCUCUUUGGCCAAGUUUGCCUGUUUUGUGAUGAGAUGGCUUACUACAAACAGAAUAAGCAACAUUAAAAUUAUGACUAGCCUGCUUCGGCUCUGUUCCUUUCUGAAGCCAAGAACCUUCUCAAAUUCAGAUCUUAAUGCAAGGCAGUCCAGUUUAUAUUUUACUACAUUUUGUUGAUGAGCUAAUCUUCUGAUUCACUUCUGGAGUCUGCAUAAAGCAGUUUCUUUUCCUCUACACACCAAUUUCAAGAAGAAUCUCUACCUGUGUACUUAUUUUAUAUAGGAUUCUAUACUUUAAGUGUAGGAUGAAUAACUGAGUUCAUCCGAGUCUGAGAACACUAAACUCUUCCUUGAAAACUUCGGCUGCUAAGGUUUUCCAUUGUAGCAAGCAAGCAGUACGUAUUUUAUGUGUAAUUUUUGAUUUACACAAAUUUGCAGCUCUUGUCCAGCAAAUUCUUGAAUAAUCUCUUUCCUUCUCAAAGAAGUUUUAAAUCAUGACCAAGUGCAAUCCAUGUGUCUGCAGAAAAUGCUGAAGGAAGAUAACUUGGAAGUCAGAUAAUCAGAAGCGGAGCAUCAGUUUUUUAAGACCAUCAGUUUAGAGAGUUAUUUCUGUUUCUAUUAAACAUUUGCUUUGCAGAAAUUAUUUGACUGGAAAAAAUCCCAAGAAAUAAGACAAAAAGCUUGUCAUUCUGAGGGACUAUUCCUGAACAUACUGAAAGGGAAGACUGGAUUAAUCUACUCUGCUUCAACAAAAAGCAAUUCCUAACUUCUUGGUGAAGCAGCUCUGAAGACAUGCAAGUUUUAGCAGUGUUACCGCAAACAAACGUUCAAGGUCUGAUCAUUCAUCUCUUUCAGACUAGCACAUCCAUAAGAGAGAGAUCUGUGACUGGAUUACUGAAAGUGACAGAAUGUAAUAUCACACUUUUUAGCAUACUCCUCCAUCAUUACCUUUCAUAAACAAGUCAAAAAGUCUUCACUUGACUGUUACAGUACCAAAACCUACUUCACUGACAUUCUCUUUAAAGAGUUUAUCUUGAGCUGACGCAUGUUUUGCUUACUAGGAUUGAGUGCUGUCUUGCUGAUGUUUUCAUCCUGCAUCAUGCUUCUUGCAGAGCAAAGAGCUUGUGGUACACCACUAAUAGCACCCCACAGUAAUGUGGCAGCAUCUCAAGUUCCUAACUGACAAAUACGCAAGAAAAUGUGCUCUUCAGUUAUCAACUUGCCUGUACCUGCUGUUUAAAGAACAAAAUUAUACUCUCUCUAUUAAAAAGCCUGCUGGUUGAAAGGGAGUGUCUUCGUUUUCAUUCUGCAGCAACAAAACUUUUCUUGCCUGUAACAACCAGUUUUAGUUAUGAAUGCAAGUUUGUUUUUUUUCUUUACAGUAUGAGUCUGUGAAACCAAAAGAAACGAUACCAUGUCAUGGUGUAAUUUUCUGAUCACUCAGUUUUAGUUGCUUUGAAGCACAUGAUCAGUAAAUAAAACCAUAAUGGCAGGUAUAGAAAAAUACCAUGCUGGUAGCUCUGUUUUUCCAUGAGCAUCACGUCUUCACCUUUACGUUACAAGAAGCUGAAGCAUGAAGGCCAGAAAUACAAACGAGUUUAUCUGGUUAUUACACUUGAUUAAAGGACAGGUUAGGGGGUUCUUGUAGGCUUUACUUGAAAAUACUUAAAAUCCAUGAAUGUUUUGGACCACAGGCUACUUUAAAGGUCAUCAGUUAUGGUAUUUGGCAGCGUGCACUUAUCUGUUAAGUUCCCAUUUGGAUUUGUUCUUCACUGCCUCUCUUUCUUUCCUAUGCCUGUUCAGCAGUUACGCAAUGUAAAACUCGAGCCUUUCGAAAAGGAGAUCUGUCAGUCACAGCCUGUUUUAGAAUGACAGUCUGGAACCAAUAUUGUUGGCUUCUGAGCUAUUUCUCAGAUCCCCUCAGAAGCUUUUCUUUUAUAGUUUCAUUGAUGAAGCUGCCAGUAUUGCUGUUCACGAUUUUUAUUUCCUUGCAAACUUCCAGUUCACCUCUUCUUUGACAUUCACAUUUUGGAAGCAUUCUUGAUUAUAUGUUACACUCCUUGCAAAAAAGGCACGAGGCAAAGUGUAGUUUCACUUUGGAUUGAAAUCCACUGAUCCCAGAUCAGCAUUCUGUGCUACUCUGAUUUAACCCGAGUUUGUUGGGCAUAGUACCAUUUGGGGUGCAUUUGCUAAACACCUACUUACCCAAUCUGGGAAAACUGUUGGUAUCCAGAUUGGAAAAUGGUACCUUCCUUUCUGAUUGCAAUUCAGAGUAUAAUGCUGUCUUGAAAAUAAAGGUGAACAUUGGGAAAAUCUUAAUCUGCUACCCUGGAUGACUGUAGUAGUAUGGUCUUUCUUGUGCCAAACUUUAAUUUUGGACAAGAUAUCAGCAGAGCAGUAUUGGUGCUGAGAUUCCAGUGUUGCUCUCAAAGUGGGUUGCCAUUUGCCACUUUUAUCUUGUGUUACCAAGAGAUGACCUUACGCUCCUUUUCCAAAAGGAAUUUCCUUUUAUUUUGACCUGCUUUUGCAGGCAGCUCUGAUUUGAAAAUUUAAAUACGUGUACAUGUGAAACGUUUGUUAUGCAGAUACAUUGCCUUGUUUAAAGUUUACUAGCUUCUUUUCUGUUAUUUUAGUUCCAGGCUCUCUUCCAUGAAGACUGCAAGCUUCAGUGAACAUUUUAACUAACUUCAAUGGUGUGUCUACUGUCUUUUUUUUUUUUUUUUUUUUUUCCAUUAAUCUUGUAGAGCAAUUUGCUAGUUUCUGUUCCGUACAAAUUGGCAGUAGUGCUUAGCUAGUAACUUUAGCUGCUUAUGUUAUUGGGUAACUGACAUUUCUUUUUAGUGUAAGUAAACAUGUUAGCAUUGUUAAUCUUUUAAUAUCUGCAAUAAAUGUAGAACUAAACAAUUUCUGGUUUAAAUGUUUUGCUUGUGAAUUUGGCCAUUUGUAAGAGAUAUGCAUCAUUUUUUGGCACUAACAAGUGGAAUUGAGAUUAUGCAGUGUUACAUUAGUGUAAAGCAGGAUUUUAUAGUGUACGAGGGAAGGAAGGUCCCUCUGUUUCUGUGCUGCUAAGUGUUUCUGUUGAGAAUACCCACUAAAUAAUUUCUUAGUCACUGUUUCAUGUGGCUUCCAGUGCUUUAAACCCAUACACAGCAGUGUUACUCUCCACAGGAAUGCCAAAACCAAGGUGCCCCAGUCAGAAUGUAAGAGUUUUACCCUUUGUUCACGUAUCCCAGGAAUUAGAUGUCUCUCUGAUUUCCUUUGUGUACUGACUUUAAGAGAGCAAAGCUUUCUCUUCACAUAUGUGUGUGGUUUACUGUUGCCUUUAAAUUCACAUUCCUUUAUAAGACAGGAUAUGAGGGGGGAAAUUGCAACAAAAUGAAAUUUAACAAUUGUGCAGCCACCUUCUAUUUAGAGGUGAAGUGAGAGUGUUUAUUUGCUAAAGAUGCCGGCUAGGUCUCCUGUCCCUUGCUUUUAUACUGACAGCUGUGGCAUGCUUUACUAGACAAGCUGAAGUCCUGGCUAUACCUUUUUCUUCCUUUUCCUCCUUUGCCUUCAACAAUUUAUUAUAUGUAAGGUUCUAGAAAAAGGGAUGUUUGCUCUUGUUGGAGAGAAAUGAGGAGAUCCCCAUUUUGGGAAAGAUGCUCUAACAGAGUGAAAGAACUAUAGUUAAUAAAAAACACUGUUUGGAGUAAUUGUGUUGGAGUAAUAUGGAUUUUUUUUUUGCCUUCAAGGCUUUUAUUUGGUGUAAUAUCAGUGACGUUUUUCCUAUUUAUUGGUUUUUGUUUGUUUAUUUUAGACAACACUACAGCAUCCUUAGUGUGAACACUUAAUCUGUGCUGAGAUGUUACUUCUCAAAAUCAAUGUAUAGUAUUUUUUUUCUAUUUUUUUUUCUAUUGAUAUUCCAUUCUGCUUUAAAGUUAAUCCUGAUGUAUGGUGCCCAAAGAAAGUCUGGACUCAGAAAUUCAACUACUGUUAUUUUGGAUCGUUUUCUAUCCUACAAGCAGGUAUAUUUUCUAAUUGAAAAUGAACUCCUGGAAGUGCUGUACCAUCUGUCAUUCUGCAUAUCUCAUGACUGAGUGGCCAAUCACAACCAGACUGUAGAUUUGAGCAAUAAUAAACACCUGAAAUGAGAAUAUGCUCAAAGAACAAUAGGGUACUUCUGAAAUAAAUAGUUUUUGUGAUCCUUGUUACGUAGGUAACUUGCUGGAUUGCAGCAAGCGUGGAAAAUGUUUGCAUUAUCUGUGGGCAAUAAAGUUACUGCUGUUUAAGAAA
Messenger RNA from Oxyura jamaicensis (ruddy duck), 8208 nucleotides. RefSeq names its product SURP and G-patch domain containing 2 (gene SUGP2). The transcript has 10 exons. Lineage: Eukaryota; Metazoa; Chordata; Aves; Anseriformes; Anatidae. The record is from RefSeq and is a predicted model, not a curated record. Bases 207 to 3572 code for a protein of 1121 amino acids. Gene Ontology annotation, cellular component: nucleoplasm. Gene Ontology annotation, biological process: RNA processing. Gene Ontology annotation, molecular function: RNA binding.